Molecule: messenger RNA, 693 nt
Organism: Pseudomassariella vexata
Lineage: Eukaryota; Fungi; Ascomycota; Sordariomycetes; Amphisphaeriales; Pseudomassariaceae
Exons: 2
Coding region: 1-693 (230 amino acids)
Source: RefSeq, a predicted model, not a curated record
AUGUUCCCACAGAUUUUCUCUGUUGCUCUCGCGGCCUCCUUGCUUUCUCCCGUGGUGCUAGCUACACUUCCAUUUGGGCAUUAUGGUGGCGAAGGCACGGUGCUCUUCCUCAACGGCUUUCACUUUGUCUCCGGUCAUAGCGACUGGGAGAUCUCGGCCAACCAUCACUGCGUCAUCUUGUCCGAAGACAUGCUCCAAUGUGCUGUCUACAACACGGCCACCACUCCGGCUCGCUUGGCCGGCAUUGAAUAUAUCAUCACCACGAAAGCAUUCGAAACCCUGGACUUCGAAGAACGACAACUCUGGCAUAGCCACGUAUAUGAGAUCACCAGCGGCUACCUGAUCGAGCCCAAUCUACCAGCUUCCGUCGAUCAUACGAUCAUGGGAGAUGUGUUGAUCGGGACCUACGGAAAAACCUUCCACACUUGGCGGUACGACCAACAGAACUCUUCGAUUCCUAUGGGUGUUCCUGAGUUAGUCAUGGGCUACACUGGGGACGAUCAGAUCACGCCAGACUUCGUCACGAAGCGUGAUGAGCUCUUUGGCGUCAACACGACUGAAAUCAGGGAGUCGCGAGCAGACAUCCAGGUGCCUCCGGUACUGGAGGGGGCAGACAGCUGGAAAUAUGGAUUUGUUCUUUCUUUGGGACUUGUCAACGAGACUACGUCUACGGAUUUCCCAUUGGUCAAGUAG